CACUUGACCAACUUGUUGUCAAGCAGACAAUCACCAAGAUCAAACGGGCGAUUUCCGCACAAAUAAACCUCCACUCUCCAGACUCCAGCCUCCACCUAUAACAUUUAAUUUGUUCCCCAGGCCGUAGGACACGCCACUAAUCAACAACACUAUACCAAUAUAGGCAACACGUACUUGUUUGUUGUUGAAAAUCUAAUUCAAAGACAAGAAAGAGGAGAGAGAAAAGGAAAGGAAAUGGAAGAAGGGAUAGGAGGAGGAUUUGAGGGUUUAGGGGAUUUAGCAAUUCAUGUAAUCCUCUCAAAAUUAGACCCAAAUGAAACUGCUAUUGUUUCUUGUGUUAGCAAGAGAUUCAGGGAUUGGACUUCUGAUGAUUACUUUUGGUCUCUUUAUUCUUCCAAUGACCUUAAUCUCUCUUCCCCCAUUGACCCUUUUGGAUCCCCAGCUCCCUCCUUCAAGGUAGCUUAUCAACUAUGGAGGGAAGCUUUCAGUAUGUAUUCUUGGCCUCUUGUCAAACGUGUCAAAAGGUGUUGGGAUAGUCUUAAAAGUUGGUUGGGAAGCAAUUUUCCAGAGGUGCUAGCAACUUUGAGAAAGGGUGCUUCUGAGGAGGAGUUGAAUGAAGUGGAAAUACGCUUAAAAGUGAAGUUGCCACUUCCUACAAGAUUACUUUAUCGCUUCCAUGAUGGUCAGGAAUUUUCAGAGAACCUGUUGGGUCUUAUUGGAGGGUACUCUGUGUAUAGGCACCUGGUGAAUGUGAAUUUACUACCGCUAAGGCAUGCUGCUUUGGAGUCGCAGCGUAUAACACAAGACUUAAAUUUUUCACAUGCAUCCAAGUUUAUUGCUGUAGCGUCCUCUAUUACAGCAAAUGAAAAGAUCUUCUGCCUCAAUUGUGCCAAUAAUCAACUUUAUGUUGGCACCACUUUGCUUAGAGAAGACGGGGAAAUGAUGCCUUGUGUUCCUGAUACAUUAUUGAAUUCUAGUAGUAAUCAACAAUGUGAUGGAUUAUUAUUGUGGUUGGAGGAGCAUAGUCGUCGUUUGCACAGUGGUAUGAUAACGGUUGUUGAGAAAGGUAAUCAGAAGAUCAUUAGUCAGUUUCCAGAUAAACCACCUCUCUGCUCCACUGCUGUGACAAAUGGUGUACAGGUACGCGCAUCUGCUGUUCUUGUUCCUGAAAAGAGUGACCUUGGAAGUCCAGAAUUCUUGUUUGCUUACUCAAUCCGGAUGUCCCUUUUACCUGAGGGGUGUAAAUCACAUGGAAUGACAUAUGACUCUUGUCAGCUGUACCGGAGACGUUGGAUCAUCCGAGAAAACGAGGUUGUAAAGCAUGAUGUUGACGGAGAAGCUGUUAUAGGAAAGUACCCUUUGCUGUUUGCCGGUGAGAAAGAAUUUGUGUACGAGAGCUGCUCAAAACAGCAAUGUACACCUGGCUCCAUUGAAGGUUCUUUUACAUAUGUCCCUGGAAGAUUGGCUGCGCCAAAAGGUGAAGAAUUUGAGGUUGGAGUGGCACGCUUUCCUCUUGUGAAGCCGGAGUAUAUUUUCUGAUGGACACUUCUGCCAAAAAUAAGUUCCAUGACUCCAAAACUCAUCAUCCAUCAUUGUAUAAUUAGAAUUUUCAUUUGUUUGUGUUUUGUUUUCAUAGUUCCUCAUGCUUUGUUUUUCUCUCUGUUUCAUAAAAAAGCUCAAGCACAACCCAAGUUUUGGGUGCUUUUUGUGCUACAAUUUAUGGAAUGAUUGCUUAUUUGUUGCCUUGUAUACUCAAGUGGGGUACCUAUUUCAGUAUUUCUUAAGCUCA
Spinacia oleracea (spinach) is the source of this 1789-nucleotide messenger RNA. Its product is annotated as F-box protein SKIP16. The transcript has 5 exons. Lineage: Eukaryota; Viridiplantae; Streptophyta; Magnoliopsida; Caryophyllales; Amaranthaceae. Gene Ontology annotation, molecular function: protein binding. The coding region runs from base 235 to 1539 and encodes 434 amino acids. The record is from RefSeq and is a predicted model, not a curated record.